Molecule: messenger RNA, 717 nt
Organism: Adineta ricciae
Lineage: Eukaryota; Metazoa; Rotifera; Eurotatoria; Adinetida; Adinetidae
Source: the annotation of a GenBank genome assembly
AUGAUCAGCUCGUGUUGUUCUGAACCAGGUGCGAAACAAAAUCAUAUAUCUGAAGGACAUGUCGAACAAAUAGCCGAAAUAAAUACGUAUAAAACUGGAAAUGGUAAAUCAGCAAUUAUUAUAUUUACCGAUAUCUUCGGUUUUGCAUUUGCUAAUACACGAAAAAUAGCAGAUCGUUUUGCCGAGGAAACUGGAAUGACGGUCCUUAUUCCCGAUUAUUUCAAUGGAGAUCCAGUUGAUCCAACUGUUCCUAAUUUUCGAGUUGGAUUACCUGAGUGGUUAAAAAGACAUCCGCCAAUUGAUGCAUGUGCCCUGGCAGAUAAAUUCAUUUCAACUAUCAAAGGACAUUAUCAGUCUAUUCAGAUCAUAGGAUUUUGUUAUGGAGCGAAAGUGGUGGUUUAUUUGAUUACUCAUCCGGAAUUAUCAUCGACAAUUAAAGCAGCAAUUGUUGGACAUCCAACAUUUUUAGUCAAAGAAGAAGCGACACAAAUCAAACGGCCAAUUCUAUUUCUAUGUGCAGAGAGAGAUGAAAAAUUUCCAUCGGAUGUUGAAGAACAUUUUCGAAAAGAAUUAACAACAAAUAGUCUUGGUACGUUUCUUCAAUAUCCAGGUACAAUUCAUGGAUUUAUAAUUCGACCAGAUGGUUCUCCACAUGUAUGUGAACAGAGUGAAAAAGCAAUCAAAGAUGCAAUUGAUUAUUUCAAUAAGAAUAAUUAA